UUGGACAUCCAACCCGGGAAUCCAACUUAGUCUUAGAUUUUUAAGCUUGUCUUAAUCGAUUUAAGGAUGUCACAGCCAUACAGUUCAUCAGGAUUUUAUAUGACACCAGUCAGCAAAGCUCUCCUGAUUCUUGGAAGUGUAGUAUCCUGCUGUUUAGUUUUACUUGGUCCAAAAUACCAGAACUACUUUGUCUAUUCCAAUGACUAUCUGUUAGCUGGUAGAGAGCCAUGGCGGCUGCUGACCUGCAAGUUGGCUUUUCUUGAGAUUCAUUCGCUGCUCCUUGGAGCCUCGCUAAUUUAUCAUUUCAGAGUAUUGGAGAGGAGAUAUGGAUCAGCGAAAUUCAUAUCGUUUCUUUUAGCCAAUAGUCUAUUCUCUGUCGGGGUGGAAGCGGCUACUAUUUUCGCCCUCGAGGCACUAGAGUAUCGGGUGUUGCCUCAGACUUUGUGUGGACCACAAAGCAUUGUAUUGUCAAUGUUUGUACCAUUCUUCAUGGACAUUCCUAAUGUUUCUACACAAACUCACUUCUUGGCUGAUGUCGUGGCAGGGAAGUGGAUAUCCUACAUACUGGGUGUAUAUCUGACGACUCUAACACACACUACACCUGUUGCUAUUGCCUAUGGAAUCAUGGCAGGAAUUCUUUAUCGUCUUAACUUCCUGUACAUCAAGAAUUGGGUAAUGAUUCCCAAGGUGAUGGCUUCAUUCUCUCAAGGUUUAUUUGGUUGGCUGCUUUCCUCACGACCACCAAGCGAGGGGGCUUUACCCAUGGGUGCAACGCUGGAGAUUCAGAGACAGCAGAGGAUGGAGUUAUUGGAGCAGAGGAUGCUACUUGCUCAGGCUCAGAGGUUUAGGAGUAUCCAUAGACAGAAUGCUAUUAGGAGACCUAUAAGACAGACAUUUCCAUUGAGGAGGAAUGAAAGUAGCAGCAGCCCUCAUCAACAGAAUAGUAUGAGAAAUGGUGAACAUAAUGGUGGUGUGAACUUCCCACCACCGAAUGGGUCAACACCCCCCUCUACCAAUCCCCCUUCUCCAUCACCAGUACCUAUCUCUGAUCAACCCUCUACCAGUAGAUCUGAUGAUAGCUCUUUACACGGAUCACAUGCAGAAGAAGAUAAGAUACAGCAACUUGUUGAUAUGGGAUUCAACCGUGGCGCUGUGAUGCAAGCUCUGAGUAUGUCUAACAAUGAUGUCACCAUGGCAACAACAGUACUUCUUCAGGAAUGAGCCAAUCAGAAGCUUGGUUGCAUUGAUGUGCAAUAUUACAGAUAGACUUGGUACUGAAUAUCAAACUUUAUAUUGCCUAUUGGUUCAUUUCUGCUAUGUUGGUUCAACUGAAUUGUACAGUCGUCAAUCCUGAGUCAUUGGAAACAAGUGAUGUAGGGCCUAUAAUUUAAUAAAGGCCUGGUCACACCGCCCGAGCGUUGUUGAAUCGGUCGUGGAGCGGUAGGGAGAGAGGG
Molecule: messenger RNA, 1454 nt
Organism: Lytechinus variegatus (green sea urchin)
Lineage: Eukaryota; Metazoa; Echinodermata; Echinoidea; Temnopleuroida; Toxopneustidae
Gene: ubac2
Product: ubiquitin-associated domain-containing protein 2-like
Exons: 9
Coding region: 67-1221 (384 amino acids)
Molecular function (GO): serine-type endopeptidase activity; protein binding
Source: RefSeq, a predicted model, not a curated record